CGGCGGAGGAGGAGCCCUGGCCGCGGCGGAUCCUCCGGAACACCAAGGGGACCCGCUGCUUUUCGGCUGGAGCGUGCGUCCCCGGCUGGGAAGGAAGGAGGCGCCAUGGGCAACUGCCACACGGUGGGGCCCAACGAGGCCCUCGUCGUCUCCGGAGGGUGCUGUGGCUCCGAUAACAAGCAGUACAUCUAUGGCGGCUGGGCCUGGGCCUGGUGGUGCAUCUCCGACACCCAGAGACUGUCUUUGGAGGUUAUGACCAUCCUUUGUCGCUGUGAGAAUAUUGAGACGUCGGAGGGGGUCCCACUGUACGUAACGGGGGUCGCACAGGUGAAGAUCAUGACGGAGAAGGAGCUCCUGGCGGUGGCAUGCGAGCAGUUCCUGGGCAAGAACGUGCAAGACAUCAAGAACGUGGUCCUUCAGACGCUGGAGGGGCACCUCCGCUCCAUCUUAGGGACCUUGACGGUGGAGCAGAUCUACCAGGACCGGGACCAGUUUGCCAAACUGGUGCGGGAGGUGGCGGCUCCAGACGUGGGGCGGAUGGGCAUUGAGAUCCUCAGCUUCACCAUCAAGGACGUCUAUGACAAAGUCAGCUACCUGAGUUCGCUGGGGAAGACCCAGACGGCAAUCGUCCAGCGGGACGCGGACAUUGGGGUGGCCGAGGCAGAGCGGGACGCCGGCAUCCGGGAGGCCGAGUGCAAGAAGGAAAUGCUGGACAUCAAGUUCAUGGCCGACACCAAAGUGGCCAACUCGAAGCGCGCCUUUGAAAUGCAGAAGGCCGCCUUCAGCCAAGAGAUCAACGUCAAGACGGCAGAGGCCCAGCUGGCCUAUGAGUUGCAGGGAGCCAAAGAGCAGCAGAAGAUCCGCCAGGAGGAGAUCGAGAUCGAGGUGGUCCAGCGCCGGAAGCAGAUCGACGUGGAGGAGAAGGAGAUCAUCCGCACCGACAAGGAGCUCAUGGCCACCGUCAAGUUGCCCGCCGAAGCCGAGGCCCACCGCAUGCAGCAGAUCGCGGAAGGAGAAAAGGUGAAGCAAGUGCUGAUUGCUCGGGCCGAGGGGGAGAAGAUCCGCAAGAUUGGGGAGGCCGAGGCCCUGGUCAUUGAGGCCAUCGGGAAAGCGGAGGCCGAGAAGAUGAAGCUGAAGGCCGAGGCCUACCAGCAGUACGGGGAGGCGGCCAAGAUCGCCAUGGUGCUGGAUGCCCUGCCCCAGAUUGCGGCCAAGGUCUCUGCCCCUCUCUCCAAAGUGGACGAGAUCGUCAUCCUGAGCGGGGAGAACCACAAACUGACCUCCGACUUGAACCGGCUCCUGGCGGAGGUGCCCGUCUCGGUGCAUGCCCUCACCGGGGUGGACCUCUCCAAGAUCCCGCUCAUCCAGAAGGCCACCGGCGGCCAAGCCUGAGAGGAGAGAGAGGAGACCGGUCAGUGAAGACCAGCACCCCUUUCCCUCCCUUUCGGCUGACACCGGGAUCAAGACCAUCGGGCCGGGGUGGGGUGGUCGGGCCUACAUUCGGGUGCCUUAUAUCCCUCCGAGGAUCAGAACGUCCUUAACAUUUCCGAGGGGGGUUUCUUCCUCUUUCCGGGGGGUGGUCCACUCCCGCUCUGUCGCCGCUGCGCUCGCCAAGCCCCCUCUCUGUAUCUCUCGUCCGCGCGCUCGCAAACAAAGUCUGUGCCUUGAAUGACCUCUGUUAUAUACACACACAAAAUAGUUCCCUAUUUUUUGGGGGGGUGGGGGCUCUUCUUGUGCU
This is a messenger RNA of Anolis sagrei ordinatus, 1738 nucleotides long. It is a transcript of the gene FLOT2, whose product is annotated as flotillin 2. Gene Ontology annotation, biological process: regulation of myoblast differentiation; protein localization to plasma membrane. The record is from RefSeq and is a predicted model, not a curated record. NCBI's taxonomy places the organism in Eukaryota, Metazoa, Chordata, Lepidosauria, Squamata, Anolidae. Gene Ontology annotation, cellular component: cytoplasmic vesicle; flotillin complex; plasma membrane.